Molecule: messenger RNA, 1795 nt
Organism: Zychaea mexicana
Lineage: Eukaryota; Fungi; Mucoromycota; Mucoromycetes; Mucorales; Lichtheimiaceae
Exons: 8
Coding region: 310-1614 (434 amino acids)
Biological process (GO): regulation of gene expression
Cellular component (GO): nucleus
Molecular function (GO): protein binding
Source: RefSeq, a predicted model, not a curated record
CCCCCCCCAAAAAAAAAAAAUAAAAUAAAAUAAAAUUCGUCAAGGAGUAAACAAUCCAUCAAUAGCUAGAUGCUAUUUCGGGACUAGCACUCUUUCCCUCCGAGCCUUACACACAUAUCAGUAGUCCUUUCUUUCGAAAUAAUACAUGGCAAGAAAAAAAAAACAGUUCUGAAAUGACAAAAAAAGCUACAACUCUUCUUUACGUGCAAAUUGCCCUUGCUGGCAUACCGAACCUACACUACCACUUCACACCCGCAAAAGAUUAACUACGACGAAUAAGCCAACUUUAUAACAACAUAUCAGCACACUAUGCAAGAAACCGCCAUUCUAUAUGAUCCGAACGACUCUGGCCAUAUUGAAGUCAGAGACUUAUUAAACCGUUGCAAAAUUCCGCAGUAUUUGGAACACUUUCUUAAUGAAGGAUUCGACUCUCUGAAAUCGCUAUGCGAAGUGAGCGAAGACGACAUGAUCGCCAUGAAGGUUAAGCGUGGUCACCGCAGGCUAAUACAGCGCGAAAUCGCAACAUUAAAGGGGAUCCCGCGCCAUGAACCAUUAUGGAUAAGUCGAAGCGGUGCUGUCGCCAACUCCCGUUCCAACGUGCCUCUUCUCUCGCAAGCUACAACCACAACGUCGAGUGACAGCAGCAGCACAAGUCGUCAAGCGAGCGGGGGCAACAUCACUUCAGCAACAAACUCGAGCGGCCGUUUGCAGCAAACAGGUAACACCACAGCAACCUCGGUUUCUGAUCAACAAAGCAACAAGCCGCAUCACCAUCACCGGUCGACCAUUCGUACCAUUGGCGAUCUGCCGACCAACAAGGGCAGUGAUUCCUCAAAUGACGAUUCUGCAACCACGACAACCAUGGGCUAUCAGACCAUGUUGCCACCCAAACGACGGUAUCGCCGACAUCCCAAACCGGAUCGAAACGCUCCCGUCAAACCCCCGUCUGCGUAUGUCAUGUUUUCCAAUGAUCUGCGCGCCGAGCUCAAACAGCAGAACUUGACGUUUGCACAACUUGCUAAAAUUGCUGGUGAGCGAUGGAAAGCACUAAGUGCAACGGGGAAGUCCCGGUACGAGACAACUGCAACAGAGGCUAAAAAUGCAUACCUUGUCUCACUUAACCAGUAUCGCCAAACGCCUGAAUUUAAGCGGUACCAAGAAUAUCUCAGCGAUUUUCGGGCAAAGCAUGGACCGUAUAGGAUCACCGGAGGGGCGAGGAAAAGGUUUAAGGCCAUCGGAUCUCCCGGAAGUGGUAGCAUGGCCGAUUCUAGCUCGAACGGUAACAGCAAUGGACUCGGAAGUUCUUCAGGUAGUAGCGGAGGAUCAGCUGACGGUUAUUAUUACGACAGCAAUGGCAACGAUGCACCGGAACAAACAAAACUGCCAAAUGCUGCUGCUGAUGAAAAUGAUGACUCUGCUGUGGUUCGUGGGUUUUUCAUACAAGAUGAGAACAACAACAAGUCCAGCAAUGAUUCCUGGCCUGAAGAUAUUCAUGAUUCUAUUGCUAGUUUCACCACACUCGCCUUCCAGUCAUCUAUGACAACCCGGUUACAGUCAACGACAACCGACCCCGAAGUUACCCCUGAACCAGACAAAGUUAUUCAUGACUCGUGAAUGAUGCAUCAACAACGGUAACACUCCGGUUCCCAACACUAACCACUCCCCUCAACUUUUACAAAAAGCAAACGAUCUUGUAUCAUAACCCUCCAAGUAACACUCUUUUAUCUCAAAAAAUUGUCCAUACCAUCAAAACGUAAAUUGACCACCCUACACGAUAGACUCAUGAUCUUCACAU